UGGCCGUUAUCAGUUCCUCUUAGAUCACUGAACUCAACAUGAACGCCAAGGUCCUCGUUCUCCUCGGUCUGGCAGCCAUUGCUGCUGCAGACAGCUUCGAGUCUUACGAGUACAGGCCCCCACAGCACUCAAGGGAAGAUUCCUUCGAAUCCUACGAGUCGGGUGAGGCCAAGUAUGACUUCAACUGGGCCGUCAGCCACGAUCCCUCAAGCAACGAGUUCGGACACCAGGAGGCCCGUGACGGCGACCACACUCAGGGAUCCUACUACGUGGAGCUCCCCGACGGCCGCCUGCAGACCGUCAAGUACUUCGUGGACGGCGACUCCGGCUACGUGGCCGAAGUCAACUACGAGGGCGAAGUCUCCCACGAAUCCGCUUCCUUCGAGUCUCAGGAGUACAGACCACGAUACGUCUAUGACUCCAACGAGUCCAAGUAACUCCCCGACUGUGACGUUUGAUGACGCCUCAACAUUAUUUAUUUUGAACAAAUGAUUUAUGAAGCCAAUAAAUAAUUAACAAUG
Penaeus chinensis is the source of this 521-nucleotide messenger RNA. Its product is annotated as pro-resilin-like. Gene Ontology annotation, cellular component: extracellular matrix. The transcript has 4 exons. The record is from RefSeq and is a predicted model, not a curated record. NCBI's taxonomy places the organism in Eukaryota, Metazoa, Arthropoda, Malacostraca, Decapoda, Penaeidae. The coding region runs from base 39 to 437 and encodes 132 amino acids.